CGCUCCCGUGGCUUCAAUUUUGGUGGGUGUCGUCGAUCGAUUGGUCAUUAUAUUGUGCCCUUCACGCUGUGCGUGUAGGAAGAGGUAGUGAUAGUGGUGGCGAGAGGGAGGGGGGGUUAAACCCGGAUAUUUCUGGUUUUGCCCGCUACUUUGUAUAUUUCGUGUUAGCAUUUCUUCGUAUUUUGUAACCACGUUUUACAAGAAGCACUCCCCUCAUCCGUUUUUCUGAGUGUGGGGAUAAAAAUUCACCGUACACCCCCACCCCUCCUCCUCCCCCGUCCCGCUGGUGGUCUUACCCCCUCAAAAAAAAUUCAUCAUCUUAUGUCGGAGGCGCGCACACACAGUGAGGGGGAAAGGAAAACACCCUAAUGAAGCGCGGAUGUGGAAUUUGUGCUGUCUCUGUCAAAUUUGGAUAUCAUCGUCGGCACAUCAAUGCCUGCUGUUGUUGCUGUUGUACACGGUGGGACGGACGGAUGAUGCCUUGUGGAUCCGCGGGAUGAUGUCAUGUACCGUUGCACCCCACGUGGGGGCCGUCGCUCUCCGAUAGGCAGAUGUGGCCGUAUUCCUUCCGAGUAAUGCGAUUGGACAGAUAGGCGCUUUCACGGCAGUUCAGCCCUGCUGCCUGUGUGUGGCAACCGGGGUAAGCUGGACAACUGGGGGAAACGCGAGAUUGUGGAGAGUACCAUGUUACGUUUUUAAAGAAUCUCCAACCUCUUCGAGUCGGAAGACAGAUUUUGGAAGCAUAUUUAUUUAUUUUUUUCUUCUUCUUCUUCUUCUUUGUGGGAUUAACCAGCCGCAGAAGGCGCACAUUCCUCGGAGGUUCGCGGUUGAAGAAUAAAGUAUAGUUUAAUCGAGCCCGACCGCACUAAAAAAUUUUCUCCCAGCCCGGCUGGGUGCGUUCUGGAGAGAGCGAGGGAGAGAGGAUGCUUGACGAAAACUGCGUCCACCAGGCUUACAUUAGGAGGGAUUAAACGCAUGAAUUAUAGCCUGCUCAGUAUUUUCUUCGGGAGCAGAAGUCGGACGGACGCUUCGGACUCACGCACGGAACGAAACGGAUCUGAGCAUUAAAAUUGCACGGCGGAUAAGUGGCUUCUCCAACCUCGUCUACGUGUUGGCAUCAUGUUAAACUGCACGUUGAGAUUUGUUAGGAUAUCGAGUCUGACCACUGACCGAAUAAGGUCAUCAAGAAGACAGAAGCGCUCGACUGUUGUGCUGCUUCCCUGACUCGGCUCGAACUGCUGCGGUAACUGGGACUAGUGUGCUGUGGUGACUACUUACUUAUUGGAUUUUCACGACCUCCCUCCCCCCCCUCUCCUCAUCCCCUGCCUCCCCCCUCCCUCACUCCCCUCGGCCCUGUCUGCUGAGACUGGUGUGGCUGUGAGCAAAUUUCACCCGUUUUGCCAAAGGACCUGUACACUGGAGGGAUAAACAAAGGAUACAUUUCAAGAUGUAUCCACAAGGCCGACAUCCGGCUCCACAUCAGCCUGGCCAGCCUGGCUUCAAAUUCACCGUAGCAGAGUCUUGUGACAGGAUUAAAGAUGAAUUUCAAUUCCUCCAAGCCCAGUAUCACAGUCUUAAGGUGGAGUAUGACAAACUGGCCAAUGAGAAGACAGAGAUGCAGCGCCACUAUGUCAUGUAUUACGAGAUGUCCUACGGGCUGAACAUUGAGAUGCACAAGCAGACGGAGAUUGCCAAACGGCUCAACGCAAUUUUAGCUCAAAUUAUGCCUUUCCUGUCACAAGAGCACCAACAGCAGGUUGCUCAGGCAGUAGAGAGGGCUAAGCAGGUGACUAUGACUGAGCUGAAUGCCAUCAUCGGGGUACGUGGACUUCCCAAUCUGCCUCUCACCCAGCAGCAGCUCCAGGCACAGCACCUCUCCCAUGCUGCCCAUGGGCCUCCAGUCCAGUUGCCGCCUCACCCCUCGGGCCUGCAGCCCCCUGGCAUCCCCCCUGUGACGGGCUCCGGAUCAGGGCUGCUGGCGCUAGGAGCUCUAGGGAGCCAAGCCCACCUCCCAGUAAAGGAUGAAAAGAACCACCAUGAUCUCGAACACCGAGAGAGCACGAAUAACUCAAUAUCCCCAUCAGAAAGCUUACGCACAGCCAGUGAGAAGCAUCGCAGCUCCUCAGACUACAGCUUGGAUUCUAAGAAACGCAAAGUGGAGGAGAAGGACAGCAUGAGUAGAUAUGACAGUGACGGAGAGAAAAGCGACGACUUGGUGGUCGAUGUGUCCAAUGAGGAUCCUGCCACUCCAAGGGCAAGCCCAGCCCACUCACCACCUGAAAAUGGUAUUGACAAGCCCCGCCCCCCAAAGAAAGACACACCCAACAGCCCCGCAUCAGUGGCGUCAUCUGGAAGCACCCCUUCCUCCAAGGCUAAGGAGCUCAGUCAUAAUGACAAAUCCUCCACGCCUGGUCUCAAAUCCAACACCCCCACCCCCCGAAACGAUGCCCCCACCCCUGGCACGAGCUCGACUCCUGGGCUCAGACCCAUCCUGGGCAAGCCACCAGGCAUGGAAGCUCUCGCAGCCCCAGCUUUGCGCACACCUCUAUCCAUUGCAGGGUCCUAUCCUACCCCCUUUGCUAUGAUGGGCCAUCAUGAAAUGAACGGAGGCCUGACUAGCCCUGGGGUGUAUGCUGGUCUGCACAUCUCCCCUCAGAUGAGCGCUGCAGCAGCAGCAGCCUAUGGACGCACUCCCAUGGGGUUUGAUCCUCACACCCACAUGAGAGCCCCGGGCCUCCCAGCCAGCCUCACAUCUAUUUCUGGCGGAAAACCAGCGUACUCCUUCCAUGUCAGCGCAGAUGGUCAAAUGCAGCCUGUGCCCUUCCCACCCGACGCCCUCAUUGGUCCCGGUAUUCCACGCCACGCCCGUCAGAUCAACACACUGAGCCAUGGUGAGGUGGUCUGUGCUGUCACCAUUAGCAACCCCACACGUCACGUUUACACUGGUGGCAAAGGCUGUGUCAAAAUCUGGGACAUGAGCCAACCAGGCAGCAAGAGCCCCGUGUCCCAGCUGGACUGUUUGAACAGGGAUAACUACAUCCGCUCCUGUAAGCUACUGCCUGAUGGUCGCACAUUGAUUGUUGGAGGCGAGGCCAGCACACUGACCAUCUGGGAUCUGGCCUCCCAGACACCGCGGAUCAAAGCUGAGCUCACCUCCUCAGCCCCGGCGUGCUACGCCUUGGCCAUCAGCCCUGAUGCCAAAGUCUGCUUCUCGUGCUGCAGUGAUGGAAACAUUGCCGUUUGGGACCUGCAUAACCAGACUCUCGUUAGGCAGUUUCAAGGUCAUACGGAUGGUGCUAGCUGUAUUGACAUAUCCCAUGAUGGCACUAAGCUGUGGACAGGUGGUCUCGAUAACACUGUUCGCUCCUGGGAUUUGAGAGAGGGUCGACAGCUGCAGCAGCACGACUUCACUUCACAGAUCUUUUCUUUGGGCUACUGUCCGACUGGCGAGUGGCUUGCUGUGGGAAUGGAGAGCAGCAACGUGGAAGUGCUCCACCAUUCAAAGCCUGACAAGUAUCAGCUCCACCUGCACGAAAGCUGUGUCCUUUCCCUCAAGUUUGCCUACUGCGGUAAAUGGUUCGUAAGCACCGGGAAGGACAAUCUGUUGAAUGCUUGGAGGACUCCUUAUGGCGCCAGCAUAUUCCAGUCCAAGGAGUCCUCAUCUGUCCUGAGCUGUGACAUUUCUGCAGACGACAAGUACAUCGUGACAGGCUCUGGUGACAAGAAGGCCACUGUGUAUGAAGUGAUCUAUUAGAAGAGACUGCUUUGGAUCGGAGCAUGCUCAGGAACAGUAGACACUUCCUCCAUCCUCCUUCCCUCACACAGACAGCAUGGAUGUUGCCUGCAGCUCCAAGGUGGAUGGGCAGGAAGUUUGGCAGUGCCAGACGAAAAUGGAUGGUGGUGUUAUUGUGGCACUGGAUGCUGUGUCCUUCGGCUCUGCCCUUCCUCACUCAUACAACUAACACUUGUACAGCGAGUGCAGUUUCCCAAGGCACCGAGAAGAAAAUAAUGUCUUGCUGUUUCUGUUUGUUGGAUAUUUCUUUUUUUAUUCGUCCUUUUUAAUGUGGAGAUAAAGUUCCAUGACACAAGUAGAAGCGGCGCUUCGCUCUGGAGCUUCUCCUUGGAGGUCCUGUGAAAAGUGUACAUAAUGGAGUAAUAAAAGGCCUUUUAUAGAUUUAUAUUUUGGUGUCCAGUUACGCUUGUGAUGGUUCUUUCUUGUUCUCUCCGUGAUUUUCUGUCCCCUCCGGGGAUGGAAAUUAGAUUAGGACUUUGUAAGAGGAUAUUCUAUUUCAGUUUUUUCCCCCUCCUCGGCUUUUUUUUUUUUUUUUUUUUCAUGUUCCUUGUCCAAAAUGACCUUUUCGGAAAUCUAAUUUGUAUUUUUUUUUCUCCCUGACAAAGGCUUUUUUUUUCUUCGCUAUUUGCUGUAUCACAGACAUUUGUCCCAUGGAUUUUUGCAGUCGAGAAUUCUGGAAAGGCUUUUUUUUCUGUAGGGAGGAAAAAAAUCAUGGUUUCCAGUUAUGUUUACCCUUUUGACCCUGAUCAGCAGAAUUUCAGCUUUGAAAUGAAGACCUUUCACUGAACCCUGGCUCCUGUCUAUAACAUCAAAAUGGAUUUAUAUCAACUGUCGGAUUGAUGGGUUUUAGAGAGAAGCAGCUGUGACUUGAGCUCACUCUGUUGACUCAACCACUGUAUGAAAACUUUGCUCCACUCUGCAAAGUUUAGCCAUCAGUCUAUUAGAGAUCGUUAUUGCCGCUUGUGUUUGCGAGCCUGUGACUGAUACGCAAGACUUGGUUACUCAUAAAGGACGCAGGCAACGCCAUUACCACGUUCGACAUUUUGGGUGUAUUCUUUGCUUUCUUCAGUAUUUCAUAAUAUUCACUACAAUCUUCUCAUAGACGGGAAUGGUCUCAUCAUAAACACAAGUUAAGACUGUGUAGCAUACAUGUGGCAUCAUCCAUAAGGACUGUACAGCUGACAGUUGUUGAUAAAUCAAUAAACUGUUUUAUAUAAAAUUUA
Maylandia zebra (zebra mbuna) is the source of this 5016-nucleotide messenger RNA. Lineage: Eukaryota; Metazoa; Chordata; Actinopteri; Cichliformes; Cichlidae. The record is from RefSeq and is a predicted model, not a curated record.